Molecule: messenger RNA, 273 nt
Organism: Anisakis simplex (herring worm)
Lineage: Eukaryota; Metazoa; Nematoda; Chromadorea; Rhabditida; Anisakidae
Source: the annotation of a GenBank genome assembly
AUGUCAGAUACUGGACGUAGUCCUGGACGUGCAACUCGAACUGGAACAGCUGGCACAGCAGUGCGUCAACGUCGCGGUGGAGCUACAUCUUCAGGUGCAGCUAGAGCAGCACGAUCAGGUGGUGUUAAUAGUGGUGGCUUAUGGCGUUUUUAUACCGAAGAUGCAACAGGUCUCAAAAUUGGUCCGGUGCCUGUACUGGUAAUGAGUCUGGUGUUUAUUGCUUCAGUAUUUGUGCUACACAUUUGGGGCAAAUACACCCGUUCACAUCAUUAA